CGCGCGCGGGGCCUCCCGGGGGUCGCGCGCGCCGGAGCCAUGUCGGUGAACACGGACGAGCUGCGGCACCAGGUCAUGAUCAACCAGUUCGUGCUGGCCGCGGGCUGCGCGGCCGACCAGGCGAAGCAGCUGCUGCAGGCGGCGCACUGGCAGUUCGAGACCGCGCUGAGCACGUUCUUCCAGGAAACCAACAUUCCCAACAGCCACCACCACCACCAGAUGCAGAUGUGCACCCCCAGCAACACGCCUGCCACCCCGCCCAACUUCCCCGACGCCCUGGCCAUGUUCUCCACGCUGCGCGCCUCCGAGGGCCUCCAGAGUGGCGGCAGCCCCAUGGCCACCGCCUGCUCCCCCCCAGCCAACUUCAGCCCCUUCUGGGCCUCCUCGCCGCCCGGCCACCAGCCCACCUGGAUCCCGCCCGCGUCCCCCACGGCGCACGGCUUCCUCCACCACCACCACCCGCCGCCCACGUGGCCGCCGGUCGCCGCACAGGGGAGCGCCCAGCAGAAGCCCGUGGCGGCCCUGGACGGCCAGAGAUGAGACUGGGGGGGCCGCCGGGGGAGAGGGGGCGCAGCUUCCUGAAGAUGGCACUGGAAGGUUUUAUAAAGGGAUUUUUUGUGGGGGGUGGGGGUGGGGGGGCAGUAAACUUCCCAGGCCACUUGGGUCCUGCUGGAGUUUUCAGGCAAGUUUUUUUUUUCUGUUUUUAAUAUAUAACUAUAAUAUAUAUGAAUAUGUAAACAAUGGAUGAGGAUGCGCUGGUGCAGCAGGGCGCUCAGGCCAGCAAGGGGGCAGCCCCCACCCCAUCCCAUGAAGGUGUGAUCUUGGGGUGCCCACCCAGAGGGUGAGUUUGCUGCCUCCUUUCAUGGGAAUGGGGGGGGGCUCCCAGAGGCUGGAGGUGUGGGGACUGCCCUGGGGCCAGACUGAGGGGUUUCCUUCCCCAGCG
Sorex fumeus (smoky shrew) is the source of this 943-nucleotide messenger RNA. It is a transcript of the gene UBALD2, whose product is annotated as UBA like domain containing 2. NCBI's taxonomy places the organism in Eukaryota, Metazoa, Chordata, Mammalia, Eulipotyphla, Soricidae. Gene Ontology annotation, molecular function: protein binding. The coding region runs from base 40 to 540 and encodes 166 amino acids. The transcript is spliced from 3 exons. The record is from RefSeq and is a predicted model, not a curated record.